AUGUUUUUCGGGAACUCUGCCAAGUUGAAGGCCGGCAAGAGCCUCAACUUAAAGAAAAACCCUAAAGUUCCAACGUACUGGUAUGUUCCCAUGACUGGAGUGACAGUUGCCGGUAAGAGAGUGGAUGUUCCACCGAAUGCUUUCGAACUGAAAGAUGACGGUACUGGAGGCGUGAUUAUUGAUUCGGGUAUUGCUAUUUCGCAUUUUGAAGCUGAAGUUUACAACCAUAUCAAAGCUGCCAUUGAGCCCCUCAUUCAUCUACCUCGUACAACCGCUGUGGACUUGGAUCUGUGCUUUCAGCUUCCCUUUCCACCACUACGUAAUUUAAGCUUGCCUUCAGUAGUUUAUAACUUCGAGGGUGGCGUGGAUAUGCAUCUUCCUGAAAACAAUACGUAUGUUAGAGCAGAGAAUGAUGCCUUGUGCUUGGCCAUGGUCCCCAAUGACGCAAAGUUUGGGGUCUUGGGAACUAUACAGCAGCAGAACUUUCACUUCCUUUACGACAAUGCCCAAAAGAAGAUCUCCCUUGAGCCUGCUAACUGUGCUUCUCUUUGA
Cryptomeria japonica (Japanese cedar) is the source of this 552-nucleotide messenger RNA. RefSeq names its product aspartic proteinase nepenthesin-1-like. The transcript has a single exon. The record is from RefSeq and is a predicted model, not a curated record. The coding region runs from base 1 to 552 and encodes 183 amino acids. Gene Ontology annotation, cellular component: extracellular region. Lineage: Eukaryota; Viridiplantae; Streptophyta; Pinopsida; Cupressales; Cupressaceae.